Messenger RNA from Zingiber officinale, 2042 nucleotides. RefSeq names its product 9-cis-epoxycarotenoid dioxygenase, chloroplastic-like. Gene Ontology annotation, molecular function: carotenoid dioxygenase activity. Gene Ontology annotation, biological process: carotene catabolic process. The record is from RefSeq and is a predicted model, not a curated record. Bases 121 to 1989 code for a protein of 622 amino acids. The transcript has a single exon. Lineage: Eukaryota; Viridiplantae; Streptophyta; Magnoliopsida; Zingiberales; Zingiberaceae. Gene Ontology annotation, cellular component: chloroplast stroma.
GCAUGCGAGCGAGCGAGCGAGGGUUGAGCCCAAGAAUUAGGCAAUCGUUCAUUCUCAGCAAAGAUAUUUUAUUAUCGAUCACGUGAAAUUGAAUCUUGCCUAAUCUGUAAGUCACAAUCGAUGGAAUUACUCUGUUUUUCUUGUUCCCCGUUCGACCAAUUCAAAUCAAGCAACAUUUCUUGCACCGUCCAAAGUUCGACUACUGGUUCCGACAUAGCCAUGUCUUCCUCUGCUCUACGCUACGCUGCUGCCGCCGCUACUGCUGUCAAUCCGACCGUCGAGAUUCGCCAUUUCGGUCCGCAAUUGGGUGCCACUUCAGUGAACGUGGCUAAAAAGCAGGCGGCGGCGUCUGCGCGCUGCUCUUCCUCUGGUUCCUUUCCGGAGUUGGUCCGCGAGGAAGGACAGCUCAUGAAGGCCGGGGCCGCCGGGCCCGACUGGAACUUGCUCCAGCGCCUCGCCGCCGCGGCGCUUGACCUUGUUGAGCGUUCUUUGGUGUGUAAUCUGCUCGAGCGGGGCUGCCCGCUGCCCGAGACUGCCGACCCCACCGUCCAGCUCGCCGGUAACUUCGCGCCCGUCGCCGAGAGACCGCCGUGCCGCGAUCUUCCCGUGGAAGGUCGCAUCCCGCCGGACCUUGACGGGGUUUACGUCCGCAACGGGGCGAAUCCCCUGUUCGAGCCCCUCGCCGGUCACCACUUCUUCGACGGCGACGGGAUGGUGCACGCGGUUCAGCUCCGUGACGGCCGCGCCGGCUACGCGUGCCGGUUCACUGAGACGGAGCGGCUCCGGCAGGAGCGCGUCAUCGGGAAGCCGGUCUUCCCCAAGGCCGUCGGCGAGCUCCACGGCCACUCGGGCAUCGCUCGACUGCUGCUCUUCUACGCUCGUGGCCUCUUCGGCCUCGUCGACGUCAGCCGGGGAUCGGGCCUCGCCAACGCUGGCCUUGUCUACUUCAACCGUCGCCUUUUGGCCAUGUCCGAGGAUGACGUGCCGUACCACGUGCGCGUCACCACCGCCGGCGACCUCGAAACGGUGGGCCGAUGCGAUUUCGACGGCCAGCUCCGAGGCUCCAUGAUCGCGCAUCCAAAGAUCGACCCGGCGACCGGCGAGCUCUUCGGUCUCAGCUAUGAGUUCGUCCGGAAGCCGUACCUCAAGUACUUCUACAUCUCCUCCGACGGCCGGAAGUCAACUGACGUGGCCAUUCCCCUCGACCAGCCGACCAUGACGCACGACUUCACCAUCACCGAGCGCCACGUGGUUAUCCCGGACCAGCAGGUGGUCUUCAAACUCCAGGAGUUGCUGCGCGGUGGCUCGCCGGUGGUGUACGACCCGAGCAAGACAGCCCGGUUCGGCGUUCUCCCCAAGUACUCCGCCGACGCCUCUGAGCUCCGAUGGGUCGACGUCCCCGACUGCUUUUGUUUCCACCUGUGGAAUGCGUGGGAGGAGCCGGCCGCCGGCGAGGUGGUUGUAAUCGGUUCCUGCAUGACUCCGGCCGUCGCCGUCUUCAACGACUCCUGCGAGAGCCUCCAGUGCGUGCUCUCCGAGAUACGGCUUAACCUCCACACCGGCAAGUCGAGUCGCCGGCCCAUCCUCUCCCCGGCCGACCAGGUGAACCUAGAAACCGGAACGGUCAACCGGAAUCUUCUCGGGAGGAAGACCCAAUUCGCCUACCUCGCCAUCGCAGAGCCCUGGCCAAAACUCUCCGGGUUCGCUAAGGUCAACCUCUUCACCGGCGAGGUCAAGAAAUUCAUCUUCGGGGAGUGCCAGUACGGCGGCGAGCCGUACUUCGUGCCGGCGCAGGACGACGCUGACGCCGGCGAAGACCACGGCCACGUGCUCUGCUUCGCGCAUGACGAGAGGACGUCGGAGUCCAAGCUGACGAUAGUCGACGGCGCCACGAUGGAACUCGAAGCUACCGUGAAGAUGCCGUCGCGCGUACCCUACGGCUUCCACGGCACCUUCAUCAAUUCCCUGGAAUUGGAGUCACAGGCUUAAAAAUCUAUCUGCUUUCUUCAUCGAUUCCUCCCUGUUCUUGCUCCACACCUCGA